Messenger RNA from Xenopus laevis (African clawed frog), 2593 nucleotides. It is a transcript of the gene ehd4.S, whose product is annotated as EH domain-containing protein 4. Gene Ontology annotation, molecular function: cadherin binding; GTP binding; calcium ion binding. Bases 966 to 2579 code for a protein of 537 amino acids. The record is from RefSeq and is a predicted model, not a curated record. Lineage: Eukaryota; Metazoa; Chordata; Amphibia; Anura; Pipidae. Gene Ontology annotation, cellular component: recycling endosome membrane; early endosome; cytoplasm. The transcript is spliced from 6 exons. Gene Ontology annotation, biological process: protein localization to plasma membrane; endosomal transport; endocytic recycling.
CUUCCACGCUGGUGGUUGGCUUAUACGCAGUGGGCGUGGCUGUUAUAGACCUCGGCAGACGUAUCUCUAUAGGAGUUGGGCGGGGUCUUCGAGCAGUGAGCGUACAAGGAAGUGGUAGCUUUCCAGCCCAGCUCUGGAGAGACCUCUGUGACAGGAGUGACUUCACUGAAUGAAUGGUGCAGCCAAGUGACUGGACUGCUAGAGAUCACCCAGUGAGGGAGAGGGUUGUUAGUGAGCUGCUUUCAUUUUCAGCAAUUCCAGUAAUGUCAUUGAGUCUAAUGACUGGGCUGCUGCGUUUAUGUAAAUUCUGUUAAUUUCAUUGGCCAGGGGAUCAUUUCUGUGCAAACACUUUCAUCUGCUUGGUGACACUCAGUUGGCAGUUAGUGUUGGUCAGAGCUGUCAGUCAGUUUGUUGGCAGUUAGUGUUGGUCAGAGCUGUCAGUCAGUUUGUUGGCAGUUAGUGUUGGUCAGAGCUGUCAGUCAGUUUGUUGGCAGUUAGUGUUGGUCAUUGCUGUCACUCAGUCAGUUGGCAGUUAGUGUUGGUCAUUGCUGUCAGUCAGUUUGUUGGCAGUUAGUGUUGGUCAGAGCUGUCACUCAGUCAGUUGGCAGUUAGUGUUGGUCAUUGCUGUCAGUCAGUUUGUUGGCAGUUAGUGUUGGUCAGAGCUGUCACUCAGUCAGUUGGCAGUUAGUGUUGGUCAUUGCUGGCACUCAGUCAGUUGGCAGUUAGUGUUGGUCAUUGCUGUCAGUCAGUUUGUUGGCAGUUAGUGUUGGUCAUUGCUGGCACUCAGUCAGUUGGCAGUUAGUGUUGGUCAGAGCUGUCAGUCAGUUUGUUGGCAGUUAGUGUUGGUCAUUGCUGGCACUCAGUCAGUUGGCAGUUAGUGUUGGUCAGAGCUGUCACUCAGUCAGUUGGCAGUUAGUGUUGGUCAGUGUCUCUGACUGUCAGUGAAUUGAGGGAGGCCAGUAACCAUGUUCAGCUGGAUGGGGAAAGAGAAUGCCCAGGGGCAGCACGACGUCCUACAGACAGUGACAGGGGGUCUGCAGUCUCUUUACACCAGGAAACUGCUGCCAUUAGAGGAACAUUACCGCUUCCAUGAAUUCCACUCGCCGGCCCUGGAGGAGGCUGACUUCAAGAACUUACCCAUGGUGCUACUUGUGGGGCAGUACAGCACAGGAAAGACCACCUUCAUCAGGUACUUGUUGGAGCAGGAUUUCCCAGGAAUGCGUAUUGGACCGGAACCCACAACGGAUUCAUUUAUUGCUGUAAUGUAUGGUGAACAAGAAGGCAGCAUCCCAGGAAAUGCACUUGUUGUGGACCCCAAGAAGCCAUUCCGUAAACUGAAUAGCUUCGGAAAUGCCUUUCUGAACAGAUUUAUUUGUUCACAACUCCCUAAUGAAGUUCUGAGAAGCAUCAGUAUAAUUGAUUCCCCUGGAAUCCUUUCUGGAGAAAAGCAACGCAUUAGCAGGGGCUAUGACUUCUGCCAGGUCUUGCAGUGGUUUGCAGAACGCGUGGAUCGCAUUAUUCUGCUGUUCGAUGCUCACAAACUGGAUAUAUCAGAUGAGUUCUCGGAAGCAAUUAAAGCCUUUCGCGGUCAGGAUGACAAAAUUCGGGUGGUGCUCAAUAAGGCUGACCAGGUGGACACUCAGCAGCUAAUGAGGGUCUACGGUGCCCUUAUGUGGUCAUUAGGGAAGGUGAUAAAUACUCCAGAGGUUGUUCGAGUUUAUAUUGGUUCUUUCUGGUCUAAACCACUGCAGAAUACAGAAAAUCGGAAGCUCUUUGAAAUGGAAGCUCAGGACCUUUUCCGUGAUAUUCAGAGCCUCCCCCGAAACGCUGCCUUACGCAAGCUCAAUGACUUGAUCAAAAGAGCUCGUCUUGCUAAGGUACAUGCUUAUAUAAUUAGUUACUUGAAGAAAGAGAUGCCAGCCGUGUUCGGAAAGGAUACCAAGAAGAAGGAGCUGAUUCAAAGGCUUCCAGAGAUUUAUAUUCAGAUUCAGAGGGAGCAUCAGAUUUCACCCGGAGAUUUUCCUGAUGUAAAGAAAAUGCAGCAACAGCUGGAGAUGUAUGACUUCUCCAAAUUCUACGCAAUGAAGCCAAAGCUGAUCGAAGCUGUAGACAACAUGUUGGCUAAUAAGAUCGCUCCUUUGAUGAGCAUGAUCCGUGAAGAAGAAAGCAGCAUGCCAACUCAAAUGGUGCAUGGAGGAGCAUUUGAGGGUACCAUGGAAGGUCCUUUUGGUCAAGGGUAUGGUGAAGGUGCAGGCGAAGGUGCUGAAGAUGAGGAAUGGGUGGUGGCAAAAGACAAGCCUGUCUAUGAUGAGCUGUUCUACACACUGUCUCCAAUCAAUGGCAAAAUCUCUGGAGUCAAUGCCAAGAAAGAGAUGGUAAAUUCAAAGCUGCCAAACAGUGUUCUGGGAAAGAUCUGGAAGCUGGCAGAUAAUGAUAAAGAUGGCAUGCUGGAUGAUGAAGAGUUUGCUUUGGCAAAGCAUCUCAUUAAAAUAAAGAUAGAUGGCUAUGAGUUACCCAAUGACCUCCCCCUACACCUUGUUCCUCCAUCUCAAAGAAAACCCAGUCACAAUGCUGAAUAAACAGUUUAACAGAG